Symbiodinium natans is the source of this 990-nucleotide messenger RNA. Lineage: Eukaryota; Dinophyceae; Suessiales; Symbiodiniaceae. The record is from the annotation of a GenBank genome assembly.
AUGUCUGCUUCUGCCGCGCUAGCACGCGAGCUGCGUUUGGCGAGCAGGAGCAUCGUGCAGACGCGCAGUCUGCCAUUCCAAGUCAAUGUGGUCCCCUCGCUUCGGACGCUGCGCGCGCUGGCCACUGGAAGCUCUUCGGGAAGCAAGGCCAAAACGCUGGCUGAAGCAGCGGCUGUCCCACCCGAGCGCAAUCGGAACUUCAGUAUCAUUGCGCACGUGGACCACGGCAAAAGCACGCUCUGCGACCGCCUCCUCCAAUCCUGCGGCGUGAUCCCGGCAAAUGCACCGGAUCAGUUCUUGGAUGGCCUCGAGGUGGAGCGCGAGCGGGGCAUCACAGUCAAGGCGCAAACCUGCUCCAUGCUGGUCCGGUCUGAGAAGGAUGGGCAGCAAUACUUGCUCAACCUGAUCGACACGCCUGGGCAUGUCGAUUUCUCAUACGAGGUGUCGCGCUCGCUCCAUGCAUGCCAGGGAGCCGUGCUGCUCUGCGACGCAGUGCAAGGCUCACAAUUAGGUCAGCCGGCCAACUCAGAGGAGCGCUUGACAUCGCAGCUGACAGGCUCCGGACUCAGUAUCGUGAUUUCUGAUGCGUUGCACUGGCCCUGGCACGCGUGCAACGUUUUUGUGGGUCGCGUGACAUCCGCAAUAGCCUUGCCCCGCUGUGUCGGCAACAAUGAUGUGCUUUCGACGUGUGUGGGAACCAUGUUAUCCCCGAUGGUGGCUCGAUCUGGCCAGCCUGCCAACCGGUUGCUGGGAGGCCUUCGUGAGACAAGGAUGCUCCUGGCAUCAUUCCGCAGGCCGAAGCCUUGCCUUUGCCGGCCUUUUCCUGCGCAAUGCUGCAGAACAGCUGCUGCAGUUGUGCUCGCCGUGGUGCCCCACACCUUCACUUUUGAUGCGCAUGCGGCAGAACUCUGGAAGUGGGUAUCACAUGUCGACUUGUCGACCAGUUUGACAACUGGCUUCGACUACGUGCCACCGUCCCUGGCUGCCUAG